AGCUGUCCCAAACAUGUCUUGCUUUGUGGCGGUUUACUGGUGAUAGUAAUGAAUUGAAAGUGUUUUUUUAAAUUUUUUUAAUGGAAAAAGAUAUGGGAAAUCAACGUAAAAUGACUGCACACGCAGUGUUUCUUUUAAGUUAAACAUCAUUUCCUGUAUUCUUCAUUCAUUCGUUUACCAUAGAAAUUAUUUAAAUACUUAAUAUGGCAUCCAAUUCUUCAUCUUCCUGUUCUGAACCUCUUUCGGAUAAUUGUCCUACUGUUUUGGUUUCAAAUGCUUUGAUGCAAUUGAUCAAAGAUCCAGAGGAGACAGAGAAAAAAACAACUCCACUUUCUCUCUUUGCUCACGUAACUACAAUGGAUGAACUGCUCAUGGAUGUGAAAAACUACAUUGUGAAACACAAGCUUUAUGAUCCUGCAAAUCCUCUUAAAAUAUUGGUACAUGAAGAUGAACUAGGUUCACUUCUAGGAAAAUCUGAAUUUUCACUGCUUGAUGUUAGGGACAUAUUAUUACAGAAAUUCGUUAUUCCUGUUACACAAAAGAAUUCUUCUGAAGUCAUCUCCUCGAUUAGUGACAAAAUGUCCUUGUCAAAAAAAAGAAAGUUGGACAAUACACCCUCCGAAUUUGCAGUAAAAAGAAUUAAAUGUUUUGAUGACACAAGCUGUGAAAGUGAUGAAAGCAUGCAUAGUUGCCAGGAUUAUGAGACAGAAUUUGUGAAAGACUCAACCAGUGAUGACAACUUCAGUGUUAAUGGUUUAAUUAUCGCUGAAACAUUUGAUGUUGAUGUGGAAUAUGAAAUUGAAACAAUGACUGAUAGCAAUGAAUUUUCAUGCGAGAGUGACAGUGAUAUUGAAGAGAUUGUCAAAUCUGCAAUCAUAACAUUUAUUGCACGCUCAUCAGAUUCUGACAUAGAGUAUUUAGCUGAUGGAUCAUCUGAUGAAACACAAUCGGAACAAGAAUUAUCUGAAGAAGACAAAUGGCGUUGUUUAUCUUGUUUUACACUCAACGAUCCUCUAAUGCGCUGUUGUGCUGUUUGUUGGCGAACUCGUGUUGGAUGGUUGUCUGAAAGAUCUGAGAGGCAAAAAAAUGAAAGAGAUAUAAAAAAGAGAGAGGGUAGACGGAGAGCACUUGCAAGAAGUAAAAGAAAACUUUCCAGAAAAUUUAAUAAAAAUAAGGCAUCAGAAAAUAAGGCUGAUGUUACCAUUCAUACAAUUGAGGGUCUAAGUAAGGAUAUAGAUUAUAAAAUCGAUGACAUUCCGCCAUGGUAUGUGAGUCUCAUUUUAAGCUUUCAGCAUUAUUUGAUGAUGCUAGGAGGCACCGUAUCUUAUCCAUAUUUAAUAUCCUCUCAUCUCUGCAUUCCGAAUGACGACGCAACUCGAGGUUAUCUAAUAUCGACAACCCUCUUUGUAUCAGGAAUAGGUACACUGCUUCAAACUACAGUCGGGACUAGAUUGCCCAUUGUUCAGGGGAGUUCAAUGGCUUUUCUGGUUCCUCUUCUAACAAUACUUCAUUUACCAGAAUGGAAAUGUCCUGAAAAGAACUCUAAUAUGUCUUUAACACCAGAUCAAACGGCUGAGAUAUGGAUGCCAAGGAUGAGGGAGGUUCAAGGAGCUAUCAUCGGAGCUUCUGUGUUUGAGAUGUUGAUUGGAAUGACAGGAAUGAUUGGACUUCUUUUGAACUGGAUAACACCUUUAGCUAUUGUGCCCACCAUAAGCCUCGUGACUCUGCCCCUCUUCGCAGAAGCGGCACACUCUGCUUCAGGGCAUUGGGGGAUUGCAGCUUUAACAAUAGGGCUCAUGAUAUUAUUUUCCCAGGGCUUACGAGAUUUUACUAUUCCAUAUUUCAAGUACAGUUCUAAAAAAGGAUGGACCACGGGACGAUUUCCUCUCUUCAAAUUAUUCCCUAUAUUAUUAACCCUUAUAUUGUCAUGGUCAUUAUGUGGUAUUUUCACUGCUGCCAAUAUCUUCCAAGAAGGUAAUCCUGCAAGAACUGACACGCUUUUAUCCGUCUUAGAUAACAGCCCAUGGAUUAGGUUGCCGUAUCCAGGUCAAUUUGGAUUGCCAACUUUCAGUGUUGCUGCUGUUUUGGGUGCUAUUGCAGGAUCUUUUGCAUCAAUAAUAGAAUCUGUAGGAGACUAUUAUGCAUGUGCUCGACUCUCCGGUGCUGAAGCACCACCGAAACACGCCAUAAAUAGAGGAAUUUUUGUUGAAGGUCUGUGCUGUAUGAUAGCUGGGUUCUUUGGAACAGCAUGCGGGCUCACAUCAUUCAGUGAAAAUAUUGGAGCCAUUGGAAUAACAAAAGUAGCUAGCAGAAGAGUGAUCCAGUAUGGAGGAUUGGUCAUGGUUCUUUUUGGAAUGUUCGGCAAAUUUGGAGGAAUUUUCGUUACUAUCCCCCAACCUAUCCUAGGAGGCUUAUUCUGCAUCAUGUUUUCUAUGGUCACCGCGAUUGGUUUAUCUUCACUCCAUUUUGUCGAUCUUAAUUCUUCCCGAAACCUGUUCGUGCUUGGAUUUUCUCUUUUUAUGGGGCUAUGCAUUCCUAGUUGGAUACAAUCAAAUCCAGGAGCGAUACAAACAGGUAAUAAGAUUGUGGACCAGAUUAUAACAAUUCUUCUCCGCACUAAUAUGCUCGUUGGAGGAUUCAUUGGCUUUUUACUAGACAAUAUUAUUCCAGGCACUGAUGAAGAAAGAGGCCUUUUAAAGUGGAAGAAACAAGCCAGAAAUGGUUCAAUCUCUUUAAAGUCUUAUGAAUUGCCAUACAUCAAAAAAUUUCUGGAAAGACGUUCUUUUUUCAGACAUUUACCUAUCAGUCCAUCUUAUGAAGAAGGCAGUAUGAAGAUUAAGUUCCUCUCCAUCAAGAGCUUACGAAAAAAUAAAACUACAAACUCAAUAGAAAUGAGUUGAAAUAGUGUAUUGAACUUUUAAAGAAAACGUUAAUACCACUUUUUUCUUCUUUAUGAAGAAAGAAUAGGAAUCUCAAAUAAAAGUUUUUUAAUUCUAUUUUUCUAAACCAUAGAAUAAAGCAGGCGUUUAUUUGUUAUAAUAAUUUCAUAUUAGAAAGAGCAGCUGACUUUGGACUGCAUAAACAUUUUUAGUGCACAGUA
Molecule: messenger RNA, 3100 nt
Organism: Argiope bruennichi
Lineage: Eukaryota; Metazoa; Arthropoda; Arachnida; Araneae; Araneidae
Product: solute carrier family 23 member 1-like
Exons: 20
Coding region: 204-2900 (898 amino acids)
Biological process (GO): transmembrane transport
Cellular component (GO): membrane
Molecular function (GO): transmembrane transporter activity
Source: RefSeq, a predicted model, not a curated record